AAAGCUCCCAACAAUCGAAAGCUAUUUGCAAACAUGCUGAGCAUGCAGUACGGUCAAAGCGCGCUCGCGACACCCAUCGACGUAUGUAUGACCUCGUUUCAAUGAAUUCGCCAGUGCCACCAAACCUACCAGUGCCGGCAAUCGGGCCAGUUAGUCGACGGUGUCACCCGCAACCGAGCAGUCCCACAGCCUUGUCAACACUCUAGCCAAACAACAUGCGUACUUGGUAUCACUCUCUGUCCCUCUUCCUGCCUAUAGCUCUGCUACACCUCUUUCCCACCGUUGUCAGUGGAAAGGAGCAAAACUACAUCCCGGACGCAGCCGAGCUGGACUGUCCGGGCAACGUGACGCACGGCCCGGUCACGCUCACCGCCUACCAUCCGCAGUUCGACUCGGACCGCAAGCGCGACUACCUCGAUGCACAGCACCGGAAGCUGUACACGCUGCAGGAGUACCUGGACAAUCGGGCCCCGUACGUGACGGUCGGCAUGGAUCCGGACCUGCAGCUGCCGUACGGGAAGGAGGCCUGCAUACCGGAGCUGAACCGCCACUUCCGGCGCGCCAUCCGGCUGCAGGUGCGCGACACGCACGUCGAUCUGCGCGGCGGCGGCUACCGGCGGGUGGACCUGUGCGUGCGGACGCAGGAGGACAGUUACGACGACAUCGUCAACAUGCUGCAGGUGACGCUGGUACUGUGAGCGCGUGUGUGUUUGUUUGUGGUCUAAAUUUAGAGCUCGAAAUAAAAGGCUGCUGGUCGUUAAUUAAUCCGGAUUUUCCAGAA
Messenger RNA from Anopheles gambiae (African malaria mosquito), 781 nucleotides. RefSeq lists its product as uncharacterized. The coding region runs from base 216 to 698 and encodes 160 amino acids. NCBI's taxonomy places the organism in Eukaryota, Metazoa, Arthropoda, Insecta, Diptera, Culicidae. The record is from RefSeq and is a predicted model, not a curated record. The transcript is spliced from 2 exons.